Pararge aegeria (speckled wood butterfly) is the source of this 1710-nucleotide messenger RNA. RefSeq names its product keratin, type I cytoskeletal 9-like. NCBI's taxonomy places the organism in Eukaryota, Metazoa, Arthropoda, Insecta, Lepidoptera, Nymphalidae. The coding region runs from base 48 to 1694 and encodes 548 amino acids. The record is from RefSeq and is a predicted model, not a curated record. The transcript is spliced from 2 exons.
UACAGAAACAUAAUAUUUGUAGAGGUCUUAAUUAUUUAACUGAUAAUAUGAAAAAAAAUCAAAUUGUAACUUUAGGCUUUGCAGUAUUGUUUACGGUAGUAAAAGCGAGACAUAAACCAUGUGGUGCGGGACGUCUGGGUUUAACAUUCUGUGGAAAGAGUUGGGAAAGUUAUUAUGGCGGUAGUAACGAGUACGAUGAUAACGACAAAAAUACUAGAGACGGUAACCACUUCAGAAGUACUAUCCAUGGAGGUAGCAAUGGAGGUGGCACUUAUGGAGAAGACAAGGACAGAGGAAGCAACUAUGGUGGAAUUGACGAUGGUGGCAACGUAGGUGGUAGUUAUGGAGGAGAAAGCAAUAGACGUAGUACUUAUCGGAGAGGUAGUAAUGUUGAUAAUAGUUAUGGUGAUGAUAUCAAUAGAGGUGGAACUUAUAGAGGAGAAAGCAAUGGACGUAGUAUUUAUCAGGGAGGUAGUAAUGUUGAUAAUAGUUAUGGUGAUGAUAUUAGCAGAAGUGGUACCUUUGGGGCAGAAAGUAAUGCACGUAGUUUUUAUCGCAGACUAUAUAAUGGAGGUAAUAAUUAUAGUGACGAUAUCAAUGGGGGUGGUACUUAUGGAGGAGAAUUCUAUGGAGGUAGCAGCUAUGGUGAAAGUAUUAACGGUGGUGAGCGCUAUAGUGGUAGCGGAUAUAGACUCUAUGAUAGUGGCAGAACUAAGGGUGACGGUUAUGUGAUAAGUAGUGAUGGAACUAGCAGUUAUGGAGAAGGUAUUGAUGGAGGCAACUAUGAUAGUAGUAAAAACGGUGAUUAUAGCUUUGGAGGAAAUAUUAACAAAAAUAAGGGUUAUGAACAAGCUACCAAUGGAAUCAGCUACGAUGUUGGUAAGAACAGCGAUGGAAGCAAUAGUUUAACAAACAAUGUUGAUCAUUUUUCUGAAGCAGGUAGAAGCUAUGGUGGAUUAAACAAUGAAGAGAGUAUUUAUAGAGAAAGCGUCAACGAAGGUGCUACUUUUGGGGAAGUUAGCGAAGAAGACGGCAGUUAUAGAAGAGAUAGUAAUGACUUUGGUGGAGGUAUGAAUAGUGAAGGAAGCCAUGGCGUUAAUAUAAAUAGCAGUUAUGGGGAGAAUGUGAACCAUGAUGACAAAUAUGGAAGAGAUAAAAACAGUAAUUAUAAUCAAGGAGCAAGAGGUAACAGUAACGGAAAAGACAGCAUUGGAGUUAUAAGCAACAGUGGUGGUAGCAAUAGUAUAAGUAACAAUGAUGGUAAUAGUUUUGAAGGAUCUAGUGGAAAUAAUAACGGAGUUGACCGUUACGGCGCAGAUAUCAAUGGAGCAAAUCGCAAACAAGAUGGCAAUUAUGAAAAAACUAGCAACUAUGGUGGAAUAACCAACAUAAGCGAUAAAAAACACAUCAAUAAAAAUAGCAUUUAUGAUAGACGUAGCAAUGGGGAUGGCAGUAAUAGAGAAAGUAGCAUUGGUGGUGACAAUUUUGAAGAAAGAAUAAAUGGGGAUGGCCAACUUAGUUCCCUAGGCAAUACCCAGGCCAAUAGUCAUGCUGAUGACCAGGAUCAGAAUCAAAACGGCGGUAGUAGUUAUACUGACGGUGGUCGAAGAGUUACGUAUGGCGAUGAAGGAGAGACAUUUAAAAGUAAUGGUAUAAACCUUAAUAAAGUUAAUAAGCAUAUUUAUGAUUACUAAUAAUAUAGUACCUAUA